AUGCAUCCAGAAUCACAAGCACAGCCACAUGGCUGGGCCUCCCUUGAGGAGAGGUAUGAGGUGAUGAAGGAGAUUGGUGACGGCAGCUUCGGCAGCGUCGCGCUUGCACGCGUACGAACUGCGGGAUCUCACAUCGCUCGUCGUGGUACUCUGGUCGCGAUCAAGACCAUGAAGAAGACUUUCGACUCGUUCUCGAGCUGUCUCGAGCUUCGGGAAGUUAUCUUCCUACGAUCACUACCACCACAUCCUCAUCUGGUUCCAGCCCUGGACAUCUUCCUGGACCCUUACAGCCGAAGGCUUCACAUUGCCAUGGAAUUCAUGGACGGUAAUCUGUACCAGCUCAUGAAGGCACGGGAUCACAAGCCAAUGGACGCGCACAGUGUAAAGAGCAUUUUGUUCCAGAUAAUGUCCGGACUGGAGCACAUUCACGACCGCGAGUUCUUCCACCGUGACAUCAAGCCAGAGAACAUCCUCGUCUCAACAUCGCAACAAAACGACACAUCCCACCCCUUCCGACGUUACUCAGCAAUGAUGACUCCUCCUUCAACACCCCCAGCCUAUACGAUCAAGAUUGCCGACUUUGGCCUAGCAAGGGAGACACACUCCAAGCUUCCAUACACAACCUACGUUUCCACCAGGUGGUACCGUGCGCCUGAAGUGCUCCUACGUGCUGGCCAAUACUCAGCACCCGUCGAUAUCUGGGCAGUGGGUGCUAUGGCUGUCGAGAUCGCAACCCUGAAGCCCCUCUUCCCUGGUGGAAACGAGGUUGACCAAGUCUGGAGAGUGUGCGAGAUCAUGGGCAGCCCUGGCGGUUGGGUCAACAAGCACGGCCAACGUGUCGGUGGCGGUGAGUGGAAAGAGGGCGUCAGGUUAGCGCAGAAGCUGGGCUUCUCAUUCCCCAAGAUGGCCCCACACUCAAUAGACACCAUUCUGCCAUCACCACAAUGGCCUGCUAGCUUGGCACAAUUCGUCACAUGGUGUCUGCUAUGGGACCCCCGCGCCAGGCCUACUUCUCGACAAGCUCUUGACCACGAGUACUUCCAAGACGCUGUUGAUCCUCUACGCCUUAAGUCUUCGUCGUCUCGAUUGUUGGGUCGCAAAGGAUCCGAAAUCUCUGGCAAGGACUCACCAGAUGCCUCGCCCAAACUCACAUCCAAGACCUCGUCAUGGCUUCGUCGAUCACUCGUCGCUCGUGAGAGUGCCCCAGCAGUCCCACAACACACCACACAGCAACCUUUGUCGCCUCGGCCAUCUCCAGCUCACGCGAAUUCUGAUGUGAGUGGGUCGACCAAGCAGCGCCCGGCUGCCACUAAGCGAGCUACGUGGACAAAUGGGGCUUCCAACAAUGGCGCGCCUAUCCCAAUCUUACCUUCCAUCAAGCCGAUCUCACCACUUUCGGCCGAAGUUACUGCACAAGCCACUGCAGCAAGCAAGGUCGGACGACAGCUCUCCGUCAAUUCACACGGCAAUCACUACGCGGAUGUGCACCGACAAGAGGCAGAGAGAGCCCUGAAUGGACAGUCGGAUGUGACAUCUCCUGUUAACGGCCAGAAAGAGGGGUUCUUCUCGCACCUACGCAAGCGCGCUCGACGCCUCUCAGGCCGUUAUCAGACUCCCAUGUCGCCAAACUCAGACGACAUCGAGGCCAAUGCCGGAUGCGCUCCAUGGGCGGCCACUAGCGCCAGGCAAUCCUUGAUCAUGGAUCAAUCACAAGGCGCCCAAUCAGCCUCCACUUCCGAUUUCUCUGAGCUAGACAAAGCACUGCAGCAUGUCAGAGACAGCGUGGAGGCACAUUCCCAACAGACUGCCUCAACUAGGAGCUCGCGUGUUGCAACGAACCCAAUGCUCAAGCGCCACCACUCAGUACCUCACGGUCCUGAGCCCCGAAACUCAGAGAACGGACCUAAUGCACCAAUCUCCUCUAGGACACGACGAGCGCUCCAGAACAAGUCUAACCCGUCAAAUCAGUACGAGGUUCCCAACGAAGAAGAAGAGUUGCUCAGCGAAGUUCUUGCAUCCGCAACAAAGGCUGCAAAGAAACUGGACCAGCCGAAACCUCAAGGUCCACGCCCCGCGGUGUCAUACCCGACUCCGUCUCCAUCACAGAACCGCAACAGUGUGGGGUUCGGACAAUCUGACUAUAUGACACCCAGCAAGCCUAUGGACAUUUCCCAACAUCAGAGCAAGAACGAGCAAUCUGUUUCCAAGUGGCCAACACCGCCCGAUGACGGUUCAGACUGGGCUUCAAGUGUGGCCGCCAGCCUUAUGGCAGCUCAAACCCGACACCGAUGA
Messenger RNA from Alternaria postmessia, 2292 nucleotides. RefSeq lists its product as uncharacterized. Gene Ontology annotation, cellular component: nucleus; cytoplasm. The record is from RefSeq and is a predicted model, not a curated record. The coding region runs from base 1 to 2292 and encodes 763 amino acids. The transcript has 3 exons. Gene Ontology annotation, biological process: protein phosphorylation; intracellular signal transduction. Gene Ontology annotation, molecular function: ATP binding; protein serine/threonine kinase activity. NCBI's taxonomy places the organism in Eukaryota, Fungi, Ascomycota, Dothideomycetes, Pleosporales, Pleosporaceae.